Argiope bruennichi is the source of this 2568-nucleotide messenger RNA. RefSeq names its product sterol O-acyltransferase 1-like. Gene Ontology annotation, biological process: cholesterol metabolic process. The coding region runs from base 219 to 1766 and encodes 515 amino acids. Gene Ontology annotation, cellular component: endoplasmic reticulum membrane. The record is from RefSeq and is a predicted model, not a curated record. NCBI's taxonomy places the organism in Eukaryota, Metazoa, Arthropoda, Arachnida, Araneae, Araneidae. The transcript has 14 exons.
UGACCCUGGCGUCAACAAAAACUAGGUUCAACUUUCUUCCGAAGUUCACUUCCAACUGUCAGUGUUGAGAUGACGCUAUCGAAAGUUGUCUGAGAAAAACGUGGAAGGUUUACCUUGUGAAUUCAGCGAGCUUUUUUUAUCAGCAGGUAGUUGUCCGACCUGACAGUUCAGAUACUUGAAAAUACUUUACAGAAUUGGCGUUUUUAGAUUCGAAAGCCAUGUCCAAUGGGUCGUUGGAAAGGAAGCAGGCCCUCAGUGUCCAACCUGGGGAGCUGAGACUCAUCCUCCAAGCUUUGCGCAGUGAUAUUUUAAAAGACGUCGAUACUAAGCUUUUGAAAGGCAUCGACAGAUUAGUCAUGGAAUUGGAACUCAAAUACAGGAAACCUCAGAAUGGUGUGUCCGAGAAACCGUCGCCAUCCAAAAAAACUGAAAAUCCAAAGGAGCUACCACCCAAAGAAUUUGUUCUAAGAAAUUCAACUUUAACAAAUCUUUGGGAAAAUGCUCACUUGCGAUCUGUAUAUAACAUCUGCUUAUCCCUUUUCGUACUCCUGUAUCUCAACAUCACCAUCUUCUAUUUUUUAAAUGUGCAAAAACUGAAAAAGGAUUUAUCUGUGGUGUUUUGGACAUUUGGUCAAUUUCACAUAGUCACUGCCGUUUGGUUUGCUAUCAACUUAUCAAUUGUUUUCUUGCUAUACCCCGCCCUCCGGUUUUGGGCUAAUACAAGAUUAUUUGUGAAGAAAAAGGGUCUUUAUGAUUCUCUGUUUUGUGCCUUAUUCAUUUUAUAUGAAACGGCAUUUCUAGUGAUACCAGCGCGGAUUAUCAUUGUCUAUAAUCUACCUCCUGUGUCAUCAUUCAUUAUCUUAGCUGAACAGUCAAGACUUUUUAUGAAGACUUAUGCAUUUGUUCGAGAAAAUAUAACCCGAGCUUUACAAUAUAAACCUCACCAAGAUGGCGAUAAAGAAGAUACAGAUUCUACUCCUUGUCCAGAAGUAGAAAAACUGAUAUAUUUUCUUUUUGUUCCUACUUUGGUUUACAGGGAUAAUUAUCCUAGGACAUCACAUAUUCGAUGGAGCUACGUUGCUUGGAACUUUCUUCAAGUAUUUUGCUGCAUCAUUGGUGCUUAUAUCCCCUGCACUUAUUUUAUUGUAGAUACUUUCAACAAGACAGGCAUCGAACCGAUUCCCCUGGUUAACUUCAUGGGCACAUUGGCCAUGUCAAUCUUUGCUGGUGGUAUUCUUAUGUUCCUAGUGUUUUAUGGUAUGUUCCACUGUUGGCUGAAUGCUUUUGCAGAGAUGCUGAGAUUUGGUGACAGAAUGUUCUAUGAUGAUUGGUGGAACUGCACUUCAUAUGCCAAAUAUUAUCGAUCUUGGAAUAUGGUUGUGUAUGAUUGGCUUUACUCCUACAUUUAUCGGGACAUGUAUGUUGUUCUUGGAAGAAGCCGAACUGGUGCUAUGUUGACAGUGUUUUUGAUAUCUGCAAUUAUUCAUGAAUAUAUUUUAGCCAUCUGCUUCAAAUUUGUGUUCCCACUUCUUUUCAUGCUCUUUUCAACACUUGGAGUUCUACUUGUUUUUGUAACUCGAAGGCAAACUUCAAGUUUCUGGAAUGUUUUCCUGUGGGGCUCUAUGUUUCAAGGUUGGGGACUUCUGACAGUCUUCUACAGUUUAGAAUGGUAUGCCAGGAUCAACUGCCCGAGGAUUUUAGAUUCUUGGUUGGACUAUGUUGUUCCACGAUCUUUCCAUUGCAAUGUGAUAUCUUUACCCUCCUAAUAUAGAAUUCUACUGAUGAAAGCUGUUUCAAAGUGACUACCAAGAGUAUUUAAAAACUGUUUCUGAAUGUAUCAAAGAUUCCAGAAUAUAUUUCCCAUGAAGCUUAUUUUUUGAUAAAUGUUUGACUAGAGUUUGGAAAUAUAGUUUUUUUGAUCUUGUAUAUAAGAGAUACUUUGUACUGAAGUAUUUUUGCUGUUUAAUGAUAUUUUGUAAUUGUAGAAUACUUCUUUAUGACUUCUUAUUUACUUAUGUGAAGAACAUAUCACUAUAUUCAAAUAUUUUUUUAUCAUGUUUUAAAAGUUUAAUUAGCUUGAUCUUAAAAUUUGUUGUGAUAAAUGAAUUAAUUAUUUGAUAUUUUAAAGUAUUUUGUCUGUGUAAAGUGUUUGCAAUUCCUAAAAUGUUAUACAAUGAUUUGAAGAAAUAAUGCAAUUUUCGAUCAUUUUUAUUACUACUUUUUGAAGAAUUAAUUUUUUAGAAUAAUUUUUAAAAAUGUUUAUUUCUUUGCAAAAAUUCUGGAGAUUUUGAUUUUCUCCUGUCACAUCUUGAAUAAUUUUCUCCUAAUAAAUAUUCAUAGAUUAUUUUUUUUUCCUCAAAAUUGUAUUAUAUAUUUUUUUAAUAUUUCAUAAAAACCCACCUUUUCUUUCAUUUUAUGUAUGUGAAUAUGUUUGUUCAUUGGAAAAUUUAUUUAUUUCUACUUGAUGUCUCAGCAUAUAUCCUACAAAAUGUUGUGCUGCAUUAUCGUGAUUGGUGUUUGUCUUACAAGUUUAAUUGUGUAUCUGUGAAAUAAAAUUUUACUUUAAAA